Myripristis murdjan (pinecone soldierfish) is the source of this 5011-nucleotide messenger RNA. RefSeq names its product ribonucleoprotein, PTB-binding 2 (gene raver2). Gene Ontology annotation, molecular function: mRNA binding. NCBI's taxonomy places the organism in Eukaryota, Metazoa, Chordata, Actinopteri, Holocentriformes, Holocentridae. The record is from RefSeq and is a predicted model, not a curated record. Gene Ontology annotation, cellular component: nucleus.
UCUCUCUCUCUCUCACUUUCCUCAUAGCUACCCAAGAUGGCGGCAGCCUCAUCCAUCCAGCCGCCGAGCGUUCACUCUUCUCUCGCCCGGGAAAGCGCACUUUCCCCGGAGAUGGACAGCCCGGAGAGCCGGCAGCCAGAGGAUGAGGAGGCGGCGGCAGCGCAGCCCUCGGAGCCGGGGCUCAGCCUCCGCGACCUGCCGGACCUGGAGCCGGAGGAGAUCGAGAGGAGGCUGGCCAAAACUCGCCAGGAGCUGAGCAACAGGAGGAAAAUCCUCAUCAAGAACCUGCCGCCAGACACCACUAACCAGGAAGUCCAUGAAAUUUUGAAGGAGUAUGAGCUAAAAUACUGCUUUGUGGACCGCAACAAGGGCACAGCCUUUGUGACUUUGCUGAACGGGGACCAGGCUCAGGAUGCCAUCCGCUCCCUCCAUCACAGCACAGUCCGGGGCCGCCUGAUCAACGUCACCCUGCAGCCCACUGACUCCCUGCUCUGCCUCACCAACCUGCCCCACACCUUCACCGCCCAGCAGUUUGAGGAGCUGGUGCGCUCCUAUGGCAACAUCGAGCGCUCAUUCCUGGUGUACAGCGAGCUGACGGGCCACUCCAAGGGGUAUGGGUUCGUUGAAUACAUGAAGAAGGACUCCGCGUCGCGUGCCCGCUCUGAGCUGCUGGGCCGACAACAGGGCGAUCGGUCGUUGAUGGUGCAGUGGAUGGAUGUGAACCAGCUGAGCCAAGAGCAGAACCUCCAUUCAAAAUGCCUUUGUGUGGAUCGGCUGCCGCUGGACCUCUGCGACUCUGAGGAACUGACUCAGCUCUUCUCCGAAACCUACAAGCCUGUCUUCUGCCAGCUCGCACAGGAUGAGGGCAGCCCAGUGCGGGGUUUUGGAGUGGUGGAGUACGAGAGCGCAGAACAAGCGGAGGCGGUGCUGAUCGAGAUGGACCGAACGCUGCUGGGUGGACAGGAGAUCCGUCUGUCACUCUGCAGCCCCGGCACCUCAGGGAGAAGCACCCUGGCUGCACUCAUCGCCGCCCAGGGUGUGAUGCUGAGUAACAGGAAGGGCCUGCUACCAGAGCCCAAUCUGGCCCAGCUGUUGACCAGUAUGACCAACCCUGCUGCCCUGCAAAUCCUUAUGAGACCUUACCACACUGGGAAAAGAGGAGGGAAGUACGGCCGUCACGCCAGCCUGCCGUUCCUCAGGCCUCCGCUCACCACCGCCCUGCUCACGCUGGGCAAAGCGCACCAGAGUGCUAUGCUGGGUAAUGGACUAGUCCUCCAGAACCUCCUGCACAUGCAGCUGGCCCAGCAACAGCUCCUCCACAUCAAAGAUAAGCGCAUCAGCAGAGAUGUCUCCAGUCUGCUAGGAGACCCAUCCAGGCUGCUGAUGCAGAAAGCCUUGUCCCUGAGGCCUCCGGGCCCCGUGGCCCUGGGGAAGGGGCUUCUGGGAGACUCCCCCAUUGAGUUGGGCCAGGAGUCUGUGCCAGUGUCUACCCACAAUGCCACAGUGGUGGUGUCGGCGGCUGGCAUGAUGCCCUACCUGCAGGGCCGGGCUGCAGGUGGAGAGCAGAACAGUGCCCAUCCUAUUUCCACAACUCCCGCUGCCUCCUCCGCCUCUUCCUCCUCCUCUUCCUCGUCCUCCUCCUCUGACAGGCAGCCUGCACCUCCUGGGACUGUGAUGAGCUCCCAGCCCCAGGGACAGAGCUACUCUCUGGGCAUAAGUAACUCAGGCCUCGGCCCCCCUCCCCCGAACGCCCCUGGAGGUCUUCAGAUGUCGACAGGCCAGCACAACAGCUCCGACGGCUGCCCGCCGGCUAGUAUGGCUGGCAGCAGUCAGAGCUCUCUACUGGGCGAGCCUCCCAAAGAAGUUAGACUUCCCUCUAACCCCUACCUGAAUCUAGCCAGUGUCAUGCCAGGGAUGGUUCUGCAAGGGCCAGUAGGGAGUAAAGCCCAGGGAGGGCAACCUGGCUCUGGGGUGUAUGCCAACUCGGUGGCCCCUGUGGCCUCCCAGGGCUCAGGCUCACUCUCCCACAGUGCAGCAGCCACUGCCACUGCCCCCUACAGCACUGAUACCUCCGGUGAUUACAGCCAAUACAGCCAGGCCUACACACAGGAGGCCAUGCAGCAGUGGUACCAGCACUAUCAAGCAGCACAAGCCCACAGCUACAGCGCCACUGCCACACAGGACAGCACAGCCACAGACUACAGCAAGGAGCACACACAGACUCCAUCAGUGUCCUCUUGGGAUUACAGUUCUUACAUGCAGGCGGUCACUCAGUAUUACUCCCAACCUGCAACAACCACCCAGGCCUACGCCAGCAAGGAGGUAGAUGUGUGCAAGCCUCUCGGAGUCUCCCUGCAUGCAGUCAGUAACGGCGCCCCCCCUCCACAGGCCGUUCUCCCAGCUGCUGCUGUGCUGCCAGCCUACAGCACCCUGCCCUUAAUGCCCGGCUUCCUCGGGGCGCCCCACCCAGCGGCGGCCGCACCGAGCCCCGUCACACACACACACUCCGCCGCCACCGACUGGAACGCCUACUACUAUAACCAGGCGAGGGGGCAUAAGAGGGAGUACCCUCAGUUGGCGAUGCAGGAAGUGACAUCAUCAGAAGGUGCCUACAUUGGACAGCACUCCCAAGGCCUCGGGGGGCAGUACGCCGAUUACUUUAAAAGGAAGAGGCUCUAGUAUGGACUGCAACUCCUUAAACCCUAAAGCUGAGGGAGGCAUGUACAGUGUCUGCAGGAUGUCACAGCUCCCUCUUGUGGCCAUUUCCUGGCUGCCAUUUUGCAUCCCGUGCAGUAGGUAUUCAGAUUAAUUUGGGAUGCAAAAUGCAUCAAGUUAAAGCAAGCCAUAGUGCUGUAUGAUGUUGGCACUUAAAUACACAUAGACACACACUCACACACACACACACACACACACACACACACACACAUACAUAAACACACACAGUGUUGCUUUUGUCCUGUUCAAGCCUUAAACUCUUUAACUUAAACUUAUCUUCUCUCAGUCUGUGUAAAUGGUUCUUAACUAAUUAUAAUCUGUACAUUUUUCUAAUGUAAUGUAAACUACAGUAUAUGUGUAUAAGCUGCUUUUGUAUAUCAAGCCAGUCUACCUGUCUGCCUUCUUAUACUGUCCAAGGACUGGUCUUUUAGUCAGGUUUCUCUCUCUCUCUCUUUCUCUCUCAAGUAUUUUCUCUCUCCCUCUCAAAGGGGAAAUGUGUCUAACGUUGCACACUCGGCUUUGAUACGUCGUUCUAACCGGCGUCUGUUUGUUCCCGCUUCACUGUCUCUCUUUCCUUUUAUCGCCUAGGUUUCUCUUUGUAUCUCCCCAUGGAGACUCUAAGUGCGUGUGUGUCUCUGUGUGUGCGUGCGUGUGUGUGUGUGUAUUUGCGUUAAUGCGUGUUGUUAUGCUGUAACUGUAGGAAGCGAUCAGCCAUUUCAGUCCCAAGGAUGGGGGCGCAUCAGGAAAAAGGGCCUGAACCAAUCAAAGCCCUUAACUGUGGAAACUGACAGCAGCUUCCAUCAGUCUGGUCUGAUGAACGGACAUGUCACUCUGGACAUUUCAUAGCCAUUGGACAGAGCCGAAAAUGCUGGUGUACAUACUACAGUGUAAUACAGAAUAUUGUAUUAAAGCCAUGCGUGACAGACAAUAUCAUAUAUAUAUAUAUAGAUAUAUAUAAAGGGCACUAGCAGCUCAUUUUUGGCUGUAUUGUACUAAAUGAAUGAAAGGCAGAUGCCGUGACACGUUUAAAUGUUUUGGUUUUUUUUUCUUAUGGUAUAUCUCAGUUGUUUCGGUGCCAUGAAACAUCUAAAGGGGGCAACACAGAAAAGUAAAAAGAAUGAACGUUCAAGGCGAUUCAGAUCAGAGUUCGCUUUAAAAUAUAUGAUAUUGAUUCAAAUUUGAUUCACGCAAAAGCUGUGGAGUUUGACAAUGAUUGUUUUUUACAUUUGAGCCAAAUCUCCUCUCCUUCUUCUUCUUCUCCUCCUCUUCUCUUCUCUUCUCUUUAAUACACUUAGACAUUUUUCUUGCUAUUGAUAUUGUAACCAGAAAGGAUUGGACUGUACUGUCAUACCCACUGUGUCACUGUGUGUGUGUUUGACCCCGUUUUUGGGUGUGGGUGACAUCACUGCCCCCUCCUCAUUUAGUUUUUCUUUCUUACUUACUUUUUUCUUUCUUUCUUUCUUUUCUUGUCGUUUAAGGAGCCAGGAAACAAAGCAGGCAGAACUAAUCAUGUUGCUCUCUCAGAGUUGACCCGCGUCUGGCUUCGGGCUCUCUUCUAACUUCAUUCACCGACGAGCAGAAAAAUCUGAUCCUUAACCUUUUGUGACACAGAUCUGUCUUUUCUUUUUUUUUCUUCACUCCCCAGGCUCUCUAAAGAGGGAAAUCAAGUUACAAUUAAUCUCAAACACAAAGUGAACUGUGGUCCAGUAUAGCAGCUACAUAAAAAUAAUAAUAAUAAUAAUAACUUUCCACUCUUUGCUUAUUAUUCCAGUCCCUUUUUUUUUUUUUUUUUUUUUUUUUUUUUUUUUUUUUUUUGCUCGUCCCGUUGUUAAUGAAGAUGCCUCCAACUUCACUGAACUGAAUUUUACUUGGUGUGCCUUUCAUCACCAAGAGGAAGAGCGCGCUUGCAGUAUUGAGGCUUUUGAGCAUGAGGUUUGGCCUCCUGUCUUAACGAGCAGGUAAUCACUGAACUGAGACUCCUGCCACAUAAUGAGCGCUCCGCAACGCCCGCAGUGUUACAGAGAACAGCUCAUACCUCAGUUAAUAAUAAUAAUAAUAAAAAAAAAAAAAAAAACCUGCUUGUUACACCGUCUUUGUAGUGUCCUCAUCCUGCACGUAACUAUCUGAUUAUACAUAAAUAAGCGCAAUAUUACUCACAUCGCCAUGGCAACUGAGCUCACACGGGCGGUGAAAUCUAAUAGAUGAGAUAAGCUAAUGUAUACACGCCUCAGCAUCCUGGCUGUAUCACUUUUUUUUUUUUUUUUAAAUCCUAGGAUAUCUAGUUUGUGUUAUCGGG